GCAGCAUCCAUGAGCAGCACCAUGGAUCCGGAGCAGGAUAAAAGAAGACGUAUACUAUACGUAUACUAUUCCACGGAGAACUGCAUGUGCUGUACGCAGUAUGUACGUACACUACCUCGAGGACCGCAUCGAGUACUCCGUACACUCCGUCCAGUGCACGUGAUGACGAAGCCACGCCUCAAGGCAGGUCAGACAGACUACUCUUCACUCAUGCAAGGGAUCUAUUACUCAGCCAUUGUAUAUGGAAACAAGUGGAGAACUCCCUGCUCAGAGCAACUUCAGUGA
Messenger RNA from Rasamsonia emersonii CBS 393.64, 285 nucleotides. RefSeq lists its product as uncharacterized. The record is from RefSeq and is a predicted model, not a curated record. NCBI's taxonomy places the organism in Eukaryota, Fungi, Ascomycota, Eurotiomycetes, Eurotiales, Trichocomaceae. The transcript has a single exon. The annotation marks the transcript as partial.